Molecule: messenger RNA, 1303 nt
Organism: Talaromyces stipitatus ATCC 10500
Lineage: Eukaryota; Fungi; Ascomycota; Eurotiomycetes; Eurotiales; Trichocomaceae
Product: WW domain protein, putative
Exons: 2
Coding region: 165-1103 (312 amino acids)
Molecular function (GO): protein binding
Source: RefSeq, a predicted model, not a curated record
UUCCGUCAUGUUCUAUUGCUUAACUUACUCCCCUCCAACCACCUAUCCCAACGCGCAUCGCCACAACCAGGCACCAGUUUCUCUCUACAUAAAUACCUUAACCUCAUCGUCUUGCAGUUCAUCAUCAUUCAGUCUUGUCAGCUACAAGCUGUUAACUGUCAGCCAUGUCGUUUGCCCCUCCACCAGGUCCUCCGCCUCCACCCGUACCUCCAGGUUGGAAGGCCCAAUUCGACGAUCGCUACAAAUCAUGGUUCUUCGUAAACCUCAAAACCGGCGUAUCUCAAUGGACCCCCCCGGAAGAAUCCGACGCUGCCCCGCCAGACAGCGCUCCACCACCAUCAUACCAUGAGUCUGGCCCAGCGAAUCCUGCCGUCGCAGCAGAAGCUGCUCGCGAAGAGAAAAAGACCUCUCAUCUAGCAUCCAACAAUCCUUAUAGCAGCGCUGGUGAUCCCUCAUCUAGCCACCACAGCGUGGAAGACGACGCAAAACUCGCUGCUCAAUUACAAGCCGAAGAAGAUGCGCGAGCAGCUGGCAGAAACCGGGAUCGAGGCGAGAACUCAGCGUAUUAUAACGAUACUUCUUCGUCUAAUAAUAAUCUAUCGCAACCGCCUCUUCCGCCUCGACCUACCUCAUCUAGUGGCUAUGAUCAACAGCAACAGUCCUCGUCAAAGGGAAGUCGUGGGUUCUUAGGGAAAUUGCUGGGUAAAUCCCCCAAUCGACAAUAUGCAACUCCUACUCCUCCACAUGGACAUUAUCCUCCUCAGCAGGGCGGAUAUGGUGGUUAUGGUUCACCACCUCCUCCUCCCCAGGGAUAUGGCGGAUAUCCUCCACAGGGAUACUACCCUCCUCAACAGGGGUAUUAUCCACCUCCUCAACAGGGAUAUUACCCCCAACAGGGAUACGCACAACAACCACCUAAGAAAUCAGGAGGUAUGGGUACGGCCGGUGCCGCUGCGUUGGGUGUUGGCGGCGGUUUGCUUGCUGGUGCGCUGAUUACGGAUGCUAUUGAGGAUCAUGAUCAGGCCGAGUAUCAGCAGGGAUACGAUCAGGGCUACGAUCAGGGUUUUGAUAAUGGUGAUGAUUUCGGUGGUGGUGAUUUCUAGUUUUUUGCCUUGAUUGAUGUUUAAGCAUCUUUCUCUUUUUAUGGAUCUCUCUCGUCUUUUUCAUGCAUGAAGUUUCUGUAACGAUUGUUUGACCAAUACCUUUACUCGUGUUCUCUGAUUCAGUUCAUAUUCUUUAAGUUUGCUUUCAUGAGCGAUGACAAUGCAUGAGUCUAUACUACAAUGGGAUACGAUGACUUGUA